AUGUACUGUAAGCAACUUCAACUACAUUUGUCUCAUAUCAUCGAUGAAAAUACGGUUACCCUUGCUAUCAAGGCCUGUCAAGGGGACCCCAAACCCGAUGCCCAAUUCACGGGUUUGCAGUUUCUUCUGAGUUUUGCUUCGUAUACUAUGGUUUCAAAUUCUUUGAUGAGGUUGUACACCAAAGCUGGACAGUUUGAUGGUCCCUUACUUAUCUUUGAGACUAUGUGCUAUACUGAUAUAGUUUCUUGGAAUACUAUUCUUUCGGGGUUUCGAACAAGUGAAGGUGCAUUGAAUUUUGCUCUUAGGAUGAAUUUUAAUGGAGUUGUUUUUUAUCCAGUGACUUAUACUACGAUUCUUGCUUUUUGUGCGGAUCAUGAAGAUUUUCUAUUUGGAUUACAACUGCAUUCUCUCAUAUUUGAGUCUGGUUUAGAUGGUGAAGUUUUUGUUGGAAAUGCACUUAUAAGUAUGUAUUCGAGGUUGAGGCGGUUAAUAAAAGCUAGGAGUGUGUUUGAUGAAAUGGCGAAUGAGGAUCUGGUUUCAUGGAAUGCAAAACUAUCAGGUUACUCUCAAGAGGGAAAUCAUGGGCUUGAGGCGAUUUUUGUCUUUAUUGAGAUGGUGGGAGAAGGGAUGGGGUUAGAUCAUGUCUCAUUUACUGGUGCAGUUUCAGCUUGCGGACAUGAAAUGAAUUUAGAACUUGGGAAACAGAUACAUGGCUUGGCAAUUAAAUCAGGAUAUGGAAGUCAUGUUUCAGUUUGUAAUGUAUUGAUCUCGACAUAUUCAAAGUGUGAGGUUACUGAAGAUGCAAAAUUAGUCUUUCAGUGCAUGAAUGAUCGCAACGUAGUGUCUUGUUGGACAACUAUGAUUUCAGUAGACGAAGAAGAUGUCUUCUCUCUAUUUAAUGAGAUGAGAUUGGAUGGAGUAUAUCCAAAUGAUGUUACAUUUGUUGGACUAAUCCAUGCUAUAUCAGUUAGGAAGUUGGUGGAGGAAGGCGAAAUGAUUUAUGGGUUUUUCAUAAAGACUGGCUUUUUAUCAAAUCAUAAUGUUUGCAACAGCUUGAUCACCAUCUAUGCUAAGCUUGAGUCCAUGCAUGACUCAAAGUUUUUGAGGGGCUAA
Messenger RNA from Prunus armeniaca (apricot), 1113 nucleotides. Lineage: Eukaryota; Viridiplantae; Streptophyta; Magnoliopsida; Rosales; Rosaceae. The record is from the annotation of a GenBank genome assembly.